Zootermopsis nevadensis is the source of this 4460-nucleotide messenger RNA. The record is from RefSeq and is a predicted model, not a curated record. NCBI's taxonomy places the organism in Eukaryota, Metazoa, Arthropoda, Insecta, Blattodea, Termopsidae.
UCGUGUGAAUUAAUUACAAGUUUUACGACACGAAAGAGUAUGAAUUUUUAUUACUUAUAUGUGGCACGACGUCCAUACGGAAUUUCAGCAAUUUCCGUCCAUCCAUUGUCUAUUUCGAAAAUUCGUGCGCAGGUCGUCUUGUUCAGCUGACGCAGAAUACACGUGUUGGGUUGAGUUGGGUUAGGUUAGGUUAGGUUAGGUUAAUGGGGCAUCUGCGCAGAAGUUGAUGCGCAGUGGCGUGAUGCAGAUUGUCUAUGUUAAGGCCUCGUAUGAGUUCCAUUAUCGAUUGCGGGAAAUUAAACACUGAAAUAUUUCAAUUUUCUUAAAUUAUGGAACAAUCUUGUGUUUGAGUCAGUACCAUGGCUUUAUACUUCAAAGAUUUUACAUUGGUUACCUACUUGUGGACCUCGCAAUACAGUUGGCUCACGUCACUUAUGCAUGUUUUUACGCAAUUGUGGUUGUUGAAUUGUAUUUUGUGGUCUUCUUACGCUUAAAUAUUAUUAAUACACAUGCCAAAAUUUAAUUUAAAAUAUAUCGAGUGCAUAACUGCUCUGUUGAUAUAGUCGGAUAUUGGUGAUGGUGACCGAUUACGCGUUUCUUCCACCUCGCGACUUUGAUGCCUUCGUGUGAAUUAAUUACACUUUUUGCGACACGAAAGAGUAUGAAUUUCUAUUUCUUACCUGUGGCACGACGUCCAUACAGAAUUUCAUCAAUUUCCGACUAUCCAUUGUCUAUUUCGAAAAUUCGUGCGCGGGUCGCCAUGUUCAGCUGAUGCAGAAUACCGUCCGUUAAAAUUUAUUUCGAAAAAUUAAACACUGAAUAAUUUGAAGUCGAAUUGAAUUAGUGUGUUGUUUUAUUUAUAUUGGUGUCCAACACGAAUGUUUAGUUAAUGUGACCUUGACUCUGAUUAAGGCUCUGUGUAUUGAUUUUUUUUAAUCUAACCCAUAUUUUGUGUGUUGUAAUUUCGAUUGUUCGUCAUUCAAAAGGUGUCAAAUACAUUCACGUUUUCCAGCAGUAUAUAAUGUUGAUUUACCGUAGAUGCAUCAAUUAACCUGUUACCAACUGGCAGGGAUGAAAACUUUAUAAUUCAGUCCAAGAAAUCGCCAAAUAUGACGUUCAGUUAGUCACAUUUGUUAUCGGCAAACAACUUAGUUCUGUUGACGGCAGACGUUCUUGUAAUACUUACAAACGCAUUAGACCGUGAAGUUUGCUUGAAGUGGUUUUCCGGGUGUGAAACCUGAUAUAUGUUUCAGUGUGUCGUGGCUGAGACUGCAAUGCGGCAUUUUCGAGCCGACCUUUACAGUCGCUCAUGUGCUAAGUGGUAUCACCGUUGUUAUAGACGGUUUGGUACCUUCCAUUUGAUUUGAGUUGACUGUAAUUUGUAUGGGUUCGUAACGACCUUGGGUUUUAGUGCUAACUGUCGUUUCUAUCCGUAAAAGAUAAGCAAAACUUGUAAAGUAAGUGACCCUACAGACUGCCAUAUCCUAAGGGAGACACGUUUUACCUUUUUGCGAAUGUGGGGUCCUUUGUUCCAUCGGUUAAGUUAGUUCGGCCCGUAGGUUGACUGCUGCGCCGGCUUUAAACCGCGAUUUAUUAUUUCAUGCUGAUCCUGUAGUGGAGAAACAGUUAUGGAUACAGAGGUGAGUUGUCUUUUAUUCCAUUGCUCUAAUAACUAGUGGUGAUAAGUAUAAAUUUUGAAGUUCCUCAUCAUGUAGUUUUUUUCCAUCCUUCUUUGUUUGAAAUUAAGCUUCACUUACACAGUAUAGUAACGACUUUAAAGUUCUGUCCCGCCAUCAGACACCAUCUCAAGAUGGUUUCACACACACGAUUGCAUACUCGAACAUUCUCUCUGAUAUUUAUGUUAAUAUUAUUUAGUGAUCUCCUUGGUGUUCCAAUUGUACAAUUACCGGAGGACAUACUUCAUCCUUAGGUUUGGAUGUUUUAUUGAACAUAAUUGAAAGUAAUUUUUCUGUUGUGUUGUAUGUACAUACUCCCAGCAGAUGUUAGGUGGUUCUGGUCACAAGAAACCAAAAUAUUAUCAUUUUUACAGUUUUUUCUUUCUUUUUUCUUUUUUUCUUUUUUCUUUUUUCCCGCCUACGAACUAAGCCGCUUGAGACAAUCCUCUAAGUUGAAAAGGAUCUAAGAUGGCAGUCUUAUAUGUAUGUUUUUUCUUCUUGUUGCCCUCAUUUGAAUUAUUAUGUUUUGUUGUGGCUAUCAUUCCAGUUUUGUGUUUUCAAGGAACUGACUCUUCAGUAUUCACCCAGCUUCUGGUCACAGCGAUUCCAGGACCCUGCAGCUGUGAUAGCAAAUCACAUACAACUCAUCACUGCAGCCAGUGAUGCUGCAAGGAAGGAAGUACCAGUUGAAUGUGGUGUGAAGUAUGGGCCAAAGGAAGGACAAAUUCUGGAUCUGUUUGGAGGGAAGUCACUGCCACAUGAUGCCCCCAUAUUGGUAUACAUACAUGGCGGCUAUUGGCAAGAACUAAGCCGCGACAUAUCAGCAUACUGUGUGGUACCUCAGUACCAGUCUGGGAUCAGAGUCAUCAUUUUGGGAUAUGACCUUGCACCAAGAGUGAAGUUGAGUGAGAUUGUAGAAGAAAUCAAAGAAGCAGCAGAAUACAUUCUCAAUAUGGCUGCCAAAUUUGGAACAAGAUCUCUUUGGUUUUGUGGUCACUCUGCAGGGGCACAGUUGGUAGCUAUGCUUCUGUUUUCCAAGUGGUUAGACCAGUUGGAUGACAGUGUAUUCAGGCUUCUUAAAGGCUUUGUGCUAAUCAGUGGGGUGUAUGACUUAACACCACUUGUCAGCACAUAUAUCAAUAAUUCCCUCAAACUGUCCAGUCAGGAAGCCAGGUCACUCAGUCCCCUGCUACUUGACAUUACCUCUCCAGCUGUGACAAAACUGAGGAUCCUGGUUGCUGUGGGUGACCAUGACUCUCCAGAGUUCCAGCGACAGAGCUAUGAGUUUGCCGAGAAACUCAGACAACACAGUCAGCAGGUGGAAUACAUGACUGUGGCUGGUGUGGAUCAUUUUGACAUUGUGGAAAAUCUCCAGCAAAAAGAUUUUAUCUUGACCAAGAUAAUAGGAGUACUUAUGACAGGAUGAUCAGGGUCACUGUAGCCAUGGUAUAACAAGUGUCUUACUGGGCAGUGCUUACAGCAGUGGAACCCUGUGUCAUACAUCAGUUGGAAUAGAGGACAAGAGCAUGGUGCAGCCAGGCAUGUCACAUACUUUAUGAGUACAAGUCAACUGUGCUCUCAGUCAUGUCAGUAUAUCUGACUUGCAGGUAAUGAUUAUACAAAUAAAAAUUUGAUAUUGAUAACGUGCAUUGAGGAAGUUGUGAGUUUGUUACCUAAAUAGUGCCUUGUGAUUGUCAAGUAUCUCUUGGCUUGUGUUCAUUCUCUGCUGUAUGAUUGAGAUCUAAUUGAACUUUUAUUGUCAGCUUGGGGUAUACUAGCGUAAUGAUAUUAAAAAUAUUAGGGAUGUGUUGCCUUCCUCAUUGCAGUAUCACGGCCAGUUAAAUUAGAAUGUGAUUACCGUCCGUGAGUAUCUGGUAACCAGCCUUUAGAGAAGUCAUUCUUCAAUAGCCUUGCCCAGUAAUGAUAUAGCUGCUGCCCUAUGCCAGAAAAUAUUGUAUACACUAAUGAUUUAAAAUAAUAAUGUUUUACUGGCAUUGAUUAGCUAAUGUGGUUGCUUCCCUGGAAAAUAUUUGCUAAGUAAUAUGAUGUUAACUGAUCUGAUAUUUCCAUAAAAAGUAAUUAGCUGAGAUUCAUUCUGCCACCCCAAUACCUUGUUAUGAAAAACUCUUAACAGAUGUGAAUUAUAAUGCACUUUAAUGAGGAAAAUAAUAUCAAAUUGUUAAGGAAAUGAGUGUAGAUAUAGGUUUAGUAACAAAAUAUACAUUAAAAUAAUAAAAGUUCUUAAUAUUUGUAUUAUAGUUUUUGGUAUAAUACUGCAUUGCUGGAAUUAGUUCCUCCACAUCCGAAAAGCGCAUAAUUCAAACAAUUCAUGUUGGUGAUUGUGGUUUUCAGAACUCAGAAGACCACAACUGACAUUUUAACCAUCAUGAUAUACUAAAAUCUCAGACAAGUCAAGGUGAUAUUACAAUUUUUUUAAACAAUGUUAUAUGGAUCAAAUAAUGUUAAAGUGAUAAUAGUCCAUAAUAUACCAGUGAUGUUAACAUUGUAACAGUUUUCAUUUUUAUUGACAUUAAGUGAUCAUUGCCACUAUUUGGUUGUUGUUUGGUACUGCAUGACAGGCUUGUAAUUUAUUCUUGUCAUGUGUGCUUGCCUCAUAUAUUUUGACUUUUGCAGUUUUGCCAUUUUUAAUCUCAUGUGGAUUAGUUGAGCUCUGAGCUAAAGUAACUUUAAGCUACUACUGUAUUUACUCACAUAGUUGCUUCCACCACUUAUGGUCCAAUGUGAUAUUUUGGAGGAAAUAAAAAUUGUUUUUUGUUCUACAUA